GGCGGGGCCUGGUCGUCCCAGUGGUUCGGAAGCGGGCCGGUGGAGGCAAGAUGGUUUACAUCUCGAAUGGACAAGUGUUGGACAGCCGAAAUCAGUCCCCAUGGAGAUUGUCUUUUAUAACAGAUUUCUUCUGGGGAAUAGCAGAAUUUGUGGUUUUUUUUUUCAAAACUCUGCUUCAGCAAGAUGUGAAAAAAGGAAGAGGCUACAGAAGUUCAUCUAAUUCCAGAUUUGAUGAUGGAAGAGGGCCACCAGGAAACCCUCCACGAAGAAUGGGUCGAAUCAGUCAUCUUCAAGGCCCCAGCCCUCCUCCAAUGGCUGGUGGAUGA
Messenger RNA from Phodopus roborovskii (desert hamster), 326 nucleotides. RefSeq names its product selenoprotein K (gene Selenok). NCBI's taxonomy places the organism in Eukaryota, Metazoa, Chordata, Mammalia, Rodentia, Cricetidae. Gene Ontology annotation, cellular component: Golgi apparatus; endoplasmic reticulum membrane. The transcript has 4 exons. The record is from RefSeq and is a predicted model, not a curated record. The coding region runs from base 51 to 326 and encodes 91 amino acids. Gene Ontology annotation, biological process: endoplasmic reticulum calcium ion homeostasis; calcium ion transport.